UUAAUAAAGAUAAUCUUCCAAAGUUUCAAUAUACUCGAUUUGGUGGCAAAAUGAAACAACAUUUAUCAGAGUAUGUCAUUGCUCAUAUUAUAAACACUGAAAGAAAAACUCGUUUUCUUUACGAACAGCAAGAAAAAAGGGCCAAACAAAGAUACUAGAAAACAGUCCUCCUUAUCGUCUUUUAUCUCAGCUCUCUGUCUCAAUCCUUGGAGCAGGAGAUAUUGGUAAAGAAAUUGCAAAACAUUGCAAAGGUUUUGGGAUGACUGUUUAUGGUAUGGUAUCUUAUCAAAGAGAAAACGAAAGUGAAAACAUUGAUGAACUUUUUACUCCUUCUUCUUUGGCUAACUACUUAGAAAAGUCUGAUUAUGUUGUUAAUACUUUACCUAAGACGCUUCACACAACUGGAAUUCUCUCAAAUUCAAUUUUAAAACAUUGUGCUAAGCGUCAAUCAGUAUUUAUCAAUGUUGGUCGAGGCAAUAUUUUGACUGAGGCAGAUGUUAUUGAAGCAAUAGAAAAUAAAUGGAUUCAAAGUGCUGUGCUUGAUGUUUUUGAAAAAGAGCCAUUGAUGUCUGAUAGCAAGCUUUGGAGUUUGCCAAAUGUCACAAUAACUCCUCAUGUUGCUGGUUGCUUUUUAGCAAGAGAAUUGGUUGAAGUAUUUAUUCAAAACUUAAAGCUUUAUGAAGAAGGGAAACCUUUAAAUUAUUUGGUUGACUGGGUUAAAGGUUACUGAAAUGAUAAAAUGCACUUAUUUGAUUUUUUGUGUUUUAAAAUAAAAUACUUUUAUGUAUGUAAA
Molecule: messenger RNA, 793 nt
Organism: Hydra vulgaris (swiftwater hydra)
Lineage: Eukaryota; Metazoa; Cnidaria; Hydrozoa; Anthoathecata; Hydridae
Source: RefSeq, a predicted model, not a curated record